GACCCUGACACAUCUCAGGAGAAGAAGAAGCAUCUUCCCGUUACAGGAAGUCGUGAAGUUGUUAAAAUUCCUCCACGAAUCGCUUCUCUGGACUAAAAUGGAGGAAAGCUCGCGUGUCGUCGGGUCGUGCGACUAGACUCGAACUCGCGACACGCCAGCAGCGUCCUCACCGCGCGGUUGGAAACGCGGACGGCCACUACGCCUGCGCAGUGCGCACCAGAACACCGAGCCGCCCUUCCUCCUCCCCGCCAACAAGCACCGCAGGGUCGAGCGGACGUCGACUCGCAACAACCCCGAGUUUCUCCCCGUCGCGGCCCGGCCUCUCCCCGGGGCCGAGAUGGAGAGCCCGCGCUGCUGCGAACACGAGCAACCUCUCCUGCUGCCGUCUCUGCGGCUCUUCAUCCCGCCGCUGCGCCUGGUGUCUGCCGCCAUGUGGCAGGUGGUCCAGAGGGGAAACGUGCACGACUACGGGAUGGUGGAGGAGUUCAUCAGCACCGUCACGGAAAUCGUUCCCGAUCUGUUGAACGCGGAUCAGAAGGCUCAGCUCCUCCUGGGACUCAGAGCGCGGGUGGUUCUUGAAUUGUGUCAAACUGAGGAGAUCAUCGACAGAGAAACCAUCGAGCUGCACCUGGAGCGGAUCAAGGCCCUCGUGUCCACGUGGGCAGCGCAGCCAUGUUUUGCAGCGGUGGAGUUUCCAGAAUCAAACUUUGUGGAUCAAGUUGAACUGCUGUUGAAAGACCCUGAAGAGAGAGAGAAGUUUUUCCAGGAUGUUUUCCCCACGGACUUUGGGCCUGAGUAUGACAGCGCUCUGCAGGUGCUGAUGCUGGAUUUCCUGUCCAGACUGGAGAAGCUUCUUCCGGUUCCAGACAUCCAGCAGACUGCGUCCAUGCUCUGUGCCGUCCCGUCUGCCCUGGAGGAGUGUGUCCACUCGGUUCCUGACCUGCAGCACCUGAAGACUGUUCUCCUUUACCACACGACUCUUGGACAUUUUGAUUUCUCUGAAGAAACUCAGACCAUUCCAUCUUCCUUUGGGAACUGCAUCCUCUCCUCGUUGUCCCUGCCUCAGCUGGAGAAGGUGAUAAUCGACGCCGACCAAAUACAGCUGCAGCCUUCGUCCGAUCAGAUGCAGGGUUGCGUGACCGUCCAGGUGGAGGGUGAGACUGUGACUCUGUUGGACUACAUACACAUUGAACAGCCGUCGGGUUUGGACGAGCCUGACGAUCUGGAGGAAAAUGACCUGAACGAGGAGGAGAUUAUGUCCGGAGACGCGAUGGAGGAAGACGACGUCGGUGACACUUUAAAACCAGCAGCUUUUCAACCUCUGAAACAAAGCAAACGGCUGCAGUUAAAGAGAAAAGCUUUAAAAGACAAAGACUCAGCGGCGGCUAAGAGGCAAAGAAAAAAAUACUCCAGCGAUAAGACGUGUCCCGUGUGCAAUAAGAUUUUCCUCCGAGCCGCAGCCAUGAGACGACACCAGGAAAUUCACUCCACAAACCGGGAUCUCAGGUACAAGUGCGCCAACUGUGACAAGCGAUUCAGGGACCAUUAUGACAUGAACCGACACAACAUGCGCGUCCACGAGAAAGAGGACAUGGGCGUGAAUCCCCCAGAAGACGACCCGGGGGAACCUUGCACCUCUGAGAUGUCGGAUAACAAAAACUGCUCUCUGUGUGGGAAGUACUUCGCCCGCCACGUCGACAUGGAGCGACACAUGAAUUCCCACUCGGAGGACCGCCCGUAUAAAUGUUGUUACUGCGAGAAGAAAUUCAAGAAUCCUUACGUGUUAAAGAGACACCAGAAGGAGAUCUGUAAGAGCAGGGAGCUGAAAAAGACAAAGAGGAAAGAGGCGCAGCAGCCGAACCCGCCGCCGCUGCCGCCGCCUCCGGACGGGUCGACGGAGAGUAAAAUCUGUCCCAUCUGCAGCCGGGUCUUACCGUGCACGGCGGACAUCGCAAAGCAUCUGCGCUCUCACUCGGAGGAGCGUCCUUUCAUUUGCAUCACUUGCGAGAAGGGCUUCAAGUACAAGGACACGCUGAAGAAGCAUCAGAUCAUUCACGGUCACGACGGGAUCAGAGAGGAACAGAGCAAGUCGGUGGAGCAGAUUCUGGCGGAAGCAGACACUCAGGCAUGUGAGGAUAAUUGCAGCCUCGACAGAAAACAAAGUCAUCUAGAUUUAUCAGCAGAUAUUUCUGAGGAGUCUCCUUCAGCACCGAAGGAAAAAGUCACCAAAAAGCCCCUGAAAGUGUGUCCGGUCUGUUCCAGGGCGUUCGACAGUGUGAAAACCCUGAACAGGCACAUCCAGUGUCACACAGACGAUCGUCCGUAUCAUUGCGUUCACUGCAAGAAGCGUUUCAAACACAUGCACGGGCUGAAGAGACACCAGAUCUACGCCAUCUGCCACAAGAAAAUCAACAGGUUCCUGUGGAAGAAGGAGCCGAGGGCGGGGUCCAGCCAGAGCGACGCGAACGGCACUGACCCCCCGCAGGGGCCCCCGCUGAAGAUCCCUGUGUGGUGUUCCAACUGCGGCAAACACUUUGAGUUCCUGUCCGCCCUGAAGGAGCACCAGGAGAACGUGUGCAAGGUGGACGUGAGGGACGUCAUGAAGUGCAACGAGUGCGGGAAGGAAUUCAACAGUAUGACGAUGCUGAAGGUGCACCAGAGGAUCCACGACCCGCUCUACUGCAACGAGUGCGGCAAGAUACUCGCCAACGAGCCUGCGUUCGAGAGGCACAAGCUGAUGCACCGGCCGAUGCAGUGCACGAUGUGCGACAAGACUUUUACUCUGCUGAGGCGCUUGAGGGAGCACUACGAGAAGCAGCACGACUUCACGGGCCCGUAUCCCUGCGCACAAUGUGACAAAACCUUCAUCCAGCUGCCCUACCUCGCCAUCCACCAGAGAAUCCACAAAGGGGAGUUCCCUUACAUCUGUACCCUGUGUCCGGAGAAGUUCAGGUCCUCCAACUGUCUCACGGUUCACCAGAGGAAACACACCGGGGAGAAGCCCUUCCUGUGUUGGCAGUGCGGAAAGUGUUACCGCUCGGCCUCAGAGCUCACGGUCCACAUGGGGACGCACUCGGAGGAGAGGCCCUGGGCCUGCGCGCAGUGCGACAUGGCGUAUCGCACAAAGCUGCAGCUGACCAACCACGUGGAGCAGAUCCACAUGGGCGUGCGGUAUCCCUGCAACAGCUGCGGGAAGCAGUUCAUGAAGGAGACGUCGCUGAAGAGGCACGAGCUCAUCCACACGGGCGAGAGGCCCCACCAGUGCACCGUGUGCGGGAAGACCUUCCUGACCGCCAACGAGCUGCGGCUGCACAACAGGUAUCACACCGGGGAGCGGCCGUACAAGUGCGAGGUGUGCGGCAAAGCCUUCAUCCAGUCGGGGUAUCUGAAGUCGCACAUGCGCAUCCACACCGGGGAGAAGCCAUUCAAGUGCGACCUGUGCAACAAAGGCUUCCGGUUGUCGUAUCACAUGAAGAAACACAGGCGGACUCACACCGGGAAGCCGAAGAGCUACAUGUGCGAGGAGUGUGGGAUUGCGUUCCUCCAGAAAAAAUCCCUCUGGGAACAUUCGCUCACUCACAACGUGAAACUGGAAUCUGCGUUCACAGAGGAAGUGAGAAUCGAGUUUCAGUAGAAAUUUGAUGACUUUUUUUUUUAUACAAUGUUCAGACAACAAACCAAAAAAAACACCUUAUUUCUUGGGUCUUAAUUCCUCCUUUGUUAUUUGAUUUUGACCAAAUUAUAAGUUGUAUUUUUUUUUCCCCCUUGUUGCAAAAACUGUUGAUUCACAUAUUCUGUGAAACAUUGAUGAACUACAAAUAUAUAAUUUCUGCUUACUUUGAUUUUGAAAUAAAUCAAACUUGAAUGUGUAA
Hippoglossus stenolepis (Pacific halibut) is the source of this 3872-nucleotide messenger RNA. Its product is annotated as zinc finger protein 585B. The transcript has 7 exons. The record is from RefSeq and is a predicted model, not a curated record. Bases 338 to 3634 code for a protein of 1098 amino acids. Lineage: Eukaryota; Metazoa; Chordata; Actinopteri; Pleuronectiformes; Pleuronectidae.